Enhydra lutris kenyoni (northern sea otter) is the source of this 4173-nucleotide messenger RNA. Its product is annotated as zinc finger BED-type containing 9. The transcript has 4 exons. The record is from RefSeq and is a predicted model, not a curated record. Lineage: Eukaryota; Metazoa; Chordata; Mammalia; Carnivora; Mustelidae. Gene Ontology annotation, biological process: DNA integration. Bases 1 to 3966 code for a protein of 1321 amino acids. Gene Ontology annotation, molecular function: nucleic acid binding.
AUGGCCACGGCCUCCGGGGUUCUCCCGGCCCUGGCUGGCUGGGCUGCGGGGGAGCGUGGGGAGAUUAUCAGAGUGAAGGUUAAAGAGGAGGACCACGUUUGGGAUCAGGAGUCCUGCUUGCACAAGAAUGUGUCUCUCACCCGGGAGCUCUGCCGCCUGCGCUUCCGGCAGUUCUGCUACCAGGAGACCCCGGGGCCCCGCGAGGCGCUGAGCCGGCUGCGGGAGCUCUGCCGCCAGUGGCUGCGGCCCGAGACGCACAGCAAGGAGCAGAUCGUGGAGCUGCUGGUGCUGGAGCAGUUCCUGACCAUCCUGCCCGAGGAGCUGCAGGCCUGGGUGCGGGAGCAGCAGCCGGAGAGCGGGGAGCAGGCGGUGGCCGCGCUGGAGGACCUGGAGAGGGAGCUGGAUGAGCCUCGACAGCAGGUCCCACAGCACACAGAUGGGCCAGAAAUUCCUGUGGAGGAAAUGACUCCUAUGGAGACCGUGAAGGAGUCCUUCGGUGCCCAGCUCCAGCGUGUGGAAGACGGAAUGGAAUGUGACUCUCCAGAGCCACACCAGUCACUGCAGGACAGUGGGUCAUUCUUGUGGCUUUCCAUGAUGUCUCAAAGCAUGGGUGAUGAUAACCCCAGUAGUUUAGACACUAAUGAACCAGAAAUUGAACCAGAAAACAUGAGAGAGAAGUUCUUCAGAAGCUUAGCAGUGUUACUGGAAAACAAAAGUAAUAAUACCAAGAUAUUUUCUAAAGCAAAGUACUGUCAGUUAAUAAGGGAAGUGAAAGAGGCAAAAGCGAAGGCAAGAAAGGAAUCUGUAGACUAUCGUCGCUUAGCUAGGUUUGAUGUGAUCCUCGUGCAAGGAAAUGAGAAGCUGAUUGAGGCUACAAAUGGGGAAACAGACAAAGUGCGGUAUUACUUACAUAGCGAGGAGUUAUUUGACAUUCUGCAUGAUACCCAUCUCAGCAUUGGACAUGGCGGGCGUACCCGCAUGGAGAAAGAGUUACAAGCAAAAUACAGGAACAUCACAAAGGAAGUUAUAAUGCUAUACCUGACACUCUGUGGAGCAUGCCAACAGAAAAAUGUGAAACUCAAGAAAGUUCUAACAUCAAAGCCAAUGAAGGAAGUGAAUUCGAGAUGCCAAGUGGAUCUUAUAGACAUGCAGUUGAAUCCCGAUGGGGAGUAUAAAUUUAUUAUGCAUUAUCAAGACCUUCGUACAAAGUUGAGUUUCUUGCGGUCACUAAAAUCUAAAAAGCCUAAGGAAGUUGCACAUGCCCUUUUAGAUAUUUUUACAAUUAUUGGAGCACCCAGUGUCCUACAGUCUGACAAUGGGAGGGAAUUUUCAAGCCAGGUUGUCCGUGAACUCAGUAAUAUUUGGCCAGAAUUAAAAAUUGUCCAUGGGAAGCCUCUACCUUGUCAAAGCCAAAGUUCUGUGAAUCAAACUAAUGAGGAUAUUCAAACUAGGAUUAUCUCCUGGAUGCAAACUCACCAAUCAUCACACUGGGCUGAAUUUUUGUGGUUCAUUCAGAUGACCCAGAAUCAGCCCUAUCACCGAGGCAUGCAGCAGACUCCACCUGAAGGCACCUGGGGCUCUGAAGCUAAACUAGGCCUGUGUCAUUCCCAGUUACCCGAAGACCUUCCUGCUAGCCUGAGUCCAGAAAACGGAUCAGAACAAAGUGCAGCAGGAGCACAGUGUGAAGAGAACAUGGAGACUGGCAUGGACAGCAGUGACCUUGAAGACCAUCUUUCUAUUCCUCCCACCGGGGCCGUGAAGAAGCCUCCUGAAAACAGACUAAGAUUCAUACCCUGUGUGGUGUGUGAGAAGGAAUGCUCGGGUGCUCAUAGUUGCGUAUCGUGUGAUGGAAACGUCCGUGCGGUGUGUGGAGUGCCCCGGCAGCAAGACCCCGAGGACUGUCAUCACAGAAUGACGUGCAGCCUCUGCUACGAGACCACAACAAUGAAAAGGAAGCAUGACGAGGCCCAGAGAAGUUUGACUGGUCAGCCUUUCAAAAUGCUGAAGCCGUCAGAGACGCCAUUUCCCUCAGACGACGUAGGAGAUUGGAUGGCGAAACAAGCCUCACUAGACUUUUUUGUCAAGAAAAAACAUACCUUUUCUGAAUAUAGCAGCCGUACUAAGAGAAAUGGUAACAAUGGAAGUCGCCCAGAGCAGGGGAAAACCAGAAGAGUUCACACAGGUUUUACUCGGAAGUAUGACCCCUCGUAUAUUGAGUUCGGGUUUGUAGCCGUAAUCGAUGGCGCAGUGCUGAAGCCGCAGUGCAUUAUAUGUGGAGACAUCCUGGCCAAUGAAGCCAUGAAACCAUCGAAGCUGAAGCGGCACUUGUAUUCAAAACAUAAAGAGAUAAGUUCGCAACCGAGAGAAUUCUUUGAGAGAAAGAGCAGUGAAUUAAAAAGCCAGCCAAAGCCGGUGCUGAAUGUUUCUCACAUAAACAUCAGUGCUCUGCGGGCGUCCUACAAGGUGGCGCUCCCGGUCGCCAAGUCUAAGACGCCGUACACGAUCGCGGAGACGCUGGUGAAAGACUGCAUCAGAGAAGUCUGCCUGGAGAUGCUGGGUGAGUCCGCAGCCAAGAAGGUGGCCCAGGUGCCGCUUUCCAACGACACCAUAGCCCGGCGCAUUCAGGAGCUGGCGAGCGACAUGGAGGACCAACUUGUAGAGCAAAUAAAAGCAGCAAAGUACUUUUCGUUGCAGCUUGAUGAAUGCAGAGACGUUGCUAACAUGGUCAUUCUUCUGGUGUAUGUGCGGUUCGAACAUGAUGAUGACAUAAAGGAAGAAUUCUUCUUUUCAGCCUCUUUACCGACAAACACGACUAGCGCGGAGCUGUAUGAAGCUGUGAAGAAUUACGUUGUCAACAAGUGUGGUCUGGAGUUCAGGUUUUGUGUGGGAGUGUGUUCUGAUGGCGCGGCGUCCAUGACAGGAACGCGUUCUGAAGUGGUGACCCAGAUCAAGGAGCUGGCCCCAGAGUGCAAAAUAACACAUUGCUUCAUUCAUCGAGAAAGUCUGGCCAUGAGAAAGGUGUCCGCGGAGCUAAACAGUGUGCUCACUGACACGGUAAAAAUCGUGAAUUAUGUCAAGUCUAACGCGUUCAAUUCCAGACUGUUCUCUUUGUUGUGCGACAACAUGGAGGCUGACCACACGCAGCUGUUGCUGCACGCCGAGAUGCGCUGGUUGUCUCGGGGAAAGGUUCUGUCGAGAAUGUUUGAAAUACGAAAUGAACUCCUAGUGUUUCUGCAAAGCAGGAAGCCAGUUUGGUCCCAGCUUUUCAGAGAUGUGAAUUGGACAGCCGGACUUGCUUAUUUAUCUGAUAUAUUCAGUAUUUUUAAUGAUCUUAACGUUUCCAUGCAAGGGAAGAAUGCAACCUGUUUUUCAAUGGCUGAUAAGAUUGAAGGACAAAAACAGAAAUUAGAAGCCUGGAAAAACAGAGUUUCUGCAGAUUGCUAUGACAUGUUUCAUAAUUUAACAACAGUGAUCCAGGAAGCAGGUAAUGACCUUGAUGUUGUCCAUCUGCGGAAAGUUAUCAGUGAACAUCUUACGAAUCUGUUGGAUUGUUUGGAAUUGUAUUUUCCUUCAAAAGAAGAUCCACGUGUGGGAAACUCGUGGGUCCAAAACCCAUUUCUUCCGCCAAAAGAUAAUUUAGAUUUAACUGUAACCCUGCAGGAUAACUUGUUGAAGCUGGCUGCUGAUGAAGGAUUGAAAACGAAUUUUGAAAAUACAGCAUCGCUUGCUUCAUUUUGGAUAAAAGUUAAAAAUGAGUAUCCUGAACUAGCUGAGGUUGCUUUAAAAUCCCUCCUUCUGUUCCCCUCAACAUCCCUCUGCGAGACUGGGUUCUCCACUCUAAGCGUUAUUAAAACAAAACACAGGAACAGUUUAAAUAUCCAUUAUCCCCUGAGAGUAGCGUUGUCAUCAAUCCAGCCGAGGUUAGACAAAUUAACAAGCAAGAAGCAAGCUCACUUAUCCCAUUAAGAACUUGAGUUGUCCAGGCAGAGCACGCACUUACACAUCGCGGAACAGGAAAGGCUACGAUUAAAAUAACAGUUCUCUGUGUAUAUUGUCUAUAUGUACACUUUCAGUUAAAUGUAUAGUUUUUAUAAUUUUUUUAUUCUUUCUUAUAUUUGUUAUAUUUAUUAAAAUGUAACUUUAAAUCUCUUGCUUCUUCUAUUAAAAAAUUUG